Molecule: messenger RNA, 1353 nt
Organism: Pochonia chlamydosporia 170
Lineage: Eukaryota; Fungi; Ascomycota; Sordariomycetes; Hypocreales; Clavicipitaceae
Product: nucleoside transporter
Exons: 2
Coding region: 1-1353 (450 amino acids)
Biological process (GO): nucleoside transmembrane transport
Cellular component (GO): plasma membrane; fungal-type vacuole membrane
Molecular function (GO): nicotinamide riboside transmembrane transporter activity; nucleobase transmembrane transporter activity
Source: RefSeq, a predicted model, not a curated record
AUGGACCGAUCAAGGCCAUUUGGCCGCUCCCAAGCAGAGGAGUACGAGCCCUUAAAUACAGACGACGCGGCCCUCGAAUCCUCCGUCAUACAGGAUGAUGACGGCCAUGAAAUCCCAUUCUCAUGGAUAGAGUACAGCAUAUUCGCCGUCCUCGGCGUAGCCAUGCUAUGGGCCUGGAACAUGUUCCUCGCCGCAGCCCCCUACUUCUCCGCCCGCUUCGCCGCCACGCCCUCCAUCAAAAAUACCUUCCAGUCCGCCAUCCUCACCGUCUCAACAAUCACCAACCUCUCCGUGCUCAUCGUCCUCAGCAACAUCCAAUACUCAGCCUCGUACCCCUUCCGCAUCAACCUCGCCCUCAUAAUCAACAGCAUCGUCUUCACGCUCCUCACAUGCUCCACGACGCUCUUCCUCAACGCCACACCCACAGCAUACUUCACCUUCCUCCUCAUAAUGGUGGGCUUCUCCUCCUGGGCAACGGGGCUUAUUCAAAACGGAGCAUUCGCUUUCGCAGCUAGCUUCGGAAGACCAGAGUACAUGCAGGCCCUCAUGGCAGGCCAAGGCAUAUCGGGAGUGCUCCCUGCCGUAGCGCAAGUCACUUCCGUGCUGUUAUUUCCACCAAACGAGAAAUCAAGGGACAUCGAGGAACCGGCAGGCGAAACAUCCGCAUUCUUCUACUUUCUCGCCGCGGUGGUGAUAUCCGUCGUUGCUCUUAUCACCUUGAUCCCUCUCGUCAGACGGCAUAAUCGCCGUGUAGAAAACAGAAUGGUAGAACACAUGGCCGAGUCGAUGAACAGCAUCGAGGAGGCGGAGCGGGCGGCUAGAAAGGUUACAUCACUGUGGACUUUGUUCCGCAAGUUGCGCUGGCUGGCAGUCGGCGUGGCCGUGACCUUUGCUGUGACCAUGUUCUUCCCCGUAUUUACCGCCAAGAUCCACUCGGUUCAGGAAGAUGCGGGGGCUAUCUUUCGGCCGACGGCGUUCAUUCCUCUUGGGUUCGUGUUUUGGAACUUGGGCGAUCUGGGGGGACGCAUUGCGACCAUGCUGCCUUUCACGUUGAAAGACAGGCCGUUUGUGCUAUUUCUGUGCUCGGUUGCACGAGUUGCCUUGCUGCCGUUGUAUCUUUUGUGUAACAUUGAUGGGCGGGGAGCCGUGGUGUCAAGUGACUUCUUCUAUUUGUUUGUUGUGCAGAUGAUUUUUGGCCUCACCAAUGGUUGGUUGGGCUCCAGCUUCAUGAUGGCUUCUGGAGAGUGGGUUGACGAGGGCGAACGGGAAGCGACAGGUGGAUUUAUGGGCUUGUGUCUGGUUGUAGGUCUCACGGCUGGUAGUCUGCUCAGUUUCACCAUUUCGGACAUAUAG